AUGGCAUUUCAUAAUAGGAAACAACAUAACUUCUCUAGGCAAAUCAUCAGAAACAACAGACAACAAUAUGAGAUCAAUCAAGUUGCUGCAACCAGCUUUAACAGUCCUGUCCAGAUAGGUAGUGAGAUCAAUCAAGUUGCUGCAACCAGCUUUAACAGUCCUGUCCAGAUAGGUAGUGAGAUCAAUCAAGUUGCUGCAACCAGCUUUAACAGUCCUGUCCAGAUGGGUAGUGAGAUCAAUCAAGUUGCUGCAACCAGCUUUAACAGUCCUGUCCAGAUGGGUAGUGAGAAUCCUUCAGAGAAUCCUUGGAUCGGCAUGAAUCAACCACAACCUAAUGCACUGAUAUCAUCUCAAAGUAGUGGACGGGCUAACAUGCUACCAAAUGGCCAAAGAAAACAUUUCGGAUCAGUUUCAACUGAAAGCCUGAGCAAGAGGCUUAAAAUGCAAUUCCCGAAGAAUCAGAACCAAGCAGUGCAACCCGAGACCCCAAUCCUGAAUAUAUUAAAGGAAAGUGAUGCAGAAAUUUUGAGCUUAGGGAAUUCGAACAUGCCAUUCCAAGAAGAUGUAAAGAAUUUCUCUGUUGACAACCAGAAACGGAGAGAAUAUGCAACAGGUUGGGAAUCCAAGACCAUGUCUGCGCAUAACAGUUUGGAAUUGGCCCGUGCUAUGGUUAGGAUGCUACAUAGGUUUCUACCCCUUCAUAAUAGUGCUGAGGAGCACGAUGUAAAGUCUUACAAUGAUUGCAACGUCUCUGAAAAGAACGCACCAAGUAACGCUCAGGUAGUAGCAGUGGAAGAUAUUGGCGGAACUUCUGGGGAGGUGCAGACAGGAGAAGGUAGUGGAGUGAAGAGGAUGUGUAUGAGCUGCAGAGAAAUGGAAAUGAGCUUUUUGGCAUUGCCAUGCUGGCAUCUGUGCUUUUGCAUAGUUUGCGGGACUCGUCAAUCCAUUCUUCAAGAUCCCUGCCCUGUGUGUGAGACUACAAUCACUGCAACAGCCCCUGUUAGCCUCGUCUCAGAUGAAUGA
Messenger RNA from Daucus carota subsp. sativus, 1023 nucleotides. RefSeq names its product BOI-related E3 ubiquitin-protein ligase 1-like. Lineage: Eukaryota; Viridiplantae; Streptophyta; Magnoliopsida; Apiales; Apiaceae. The transcript is spliced from 3 exons. The coding region runs from base 1 to 1023 and encodes 340 amino acids. The record is from RefSeq and is a predicted model, not a curated record. Gene Ontology annotation, molecular function: ubiquitin-protein transferase activity.